Messenger RNA from Syngnathus typhle (broad-nosed pipefish), 2138 nucleotides. Its product is annotated as glucagon-like peptide 2 receptor. Gene Ontology annotation, biological process: cell surface receptor signaling pathway; adenylate cyclase-modulating G protein-coupled receptor signaling pathway. Gene Ontology annotation, molecular function: peptide hormone binding; glucagon receptor activity. Bases 298 to 1908 code for a protein of 536 amino acids. Gene Ontology annotation, cellular component: plasma membrane. NCBI's taxonomy places the organism in Eukaryota, Metazoa, Chordata, Actinopteri, Syngnathiformes, Syngnathidae. The record is from RefSeq and is a predicted model, not a curated record. The transcript has 13 exons.
UUUCAGAUGAACUCAAACUAUAGGCAGGACAGCGUCGAAGGCGUUGACGUCUUCAAAAACAGAAAGAAUGGAUUCUGCGCAUGGAAUUUUACUUUUUACACGUCAGACAAGACGAUCCUUGGACAAAUAUCGACCAAGUGCGGACUAUUAAUUUUGCCAUCUUGUUCUGCAAGUAUUCCAAUGCAUGCAGUGAAUGUUCAUUGGGCGCAAUGUGACUGGUGCAAACUGAGUGCACCUGUGUGAGAUAAGUCACAGAGCUUACAAGUUCAUGAAAUAACUUUCAUUCUAAAUGUAAACAUGGCAAUGUCACCCCUGCCAUCCAUCCUGAACAAGAAGACCUGGGCAACUUUACGAGGGAGGCUCUUUUUCCUCUUUUUUAUUCUCUCAAAACAUCAGAAGAUAACAUGCUCCGUGCUCGAAAGUCUGAUAGCAGAGCGCACAGACUACUGGGAGGACUGCAACAGAACUCUCACGUCAAGUACACGGCCCAAAACUGGAAUCUACUGUAAAGGAACAUUCGAUGCAUUUGUGUGUUGGCCUCAUUCACCUCCCGGAAAUGUUUCCGUCCCCUGCCCUCCUUACUUACCAUGGAUCAGCAUGGACAUUUCGAGGAAGGCGCACAGAGAAUGCUUGGAAAAUGGAAGAUGGCGGCAGAAGGAGAAUUCCUCAGAGCCUUGGAGGGAUGACUCCGAGUGUCAAGGGGAUCAUUAUUUUAAAGACAAGGAAGAGCAAAUGCUUCGGCAGACAGCCCUGCGGGUGCUCUCCAUCAUUGGCUAUUCGCUCUCCUUGGCUUCCCUCGUGUUUGCAACGCUCCUCAUGGCCAUGUUUAGGAAGCUCCAUUGUACCAGGAACUACAUUCACAUGAAUCUCUUUGUUUCGUUCAUCCUGAGAGCUGUUGCUGUCAUUUCCAAAGAAAUCGUUUUGUACGUCAUGUAUUCCAACCUCCCCAAGGAUGAUCCCGGAUGGAACUCGUAUUCAAGUUCUCCGACAUCUCUGAUGUGCAAAUUCUCAAAAGUGGCCAUGGAGUAUUUUGUGGCCUGUAACUAUUUCUGGCUUUUGGUGGAAGCCAUUUUCCUUCACACGCUGCUUUUCACUGCUGUGCUGACCAAACGGCGCCUGUUGAAGAAUUACAUGCUGCUAGGAUGGGGAAUGCCCGUCUUCUUUGUGACACCAUGGACAGUUGUUAAGAUUUCAUACGAAAACACCGAGUGCUGGUCAAUUGUGAACAGAUGGUUCUGGUGGAUAAUAAAGGGCCCAAUCACAUUGGCAGUGCUGAUUAUUUUCUUCAUAUUCAUCAAGAUUCUCUUGCUGCUGCUUUCCAAGCUCAAAGCGGAUCAGGUGAAAUUUACCGAUUACAGAUACAGCUUAGCCAGGGCAACACUGGUGCUUAUUCCUCUUCUGGGAAUCCACGAAGUAGUCUUCACUGUCCUCGUUGACGAAUGCAUGGAGGGGAGCGGUCGAUACGCUCGGGACUUUGUUAAUCUCACCCUCAGCUCUUUUCAGGGCUUCUUGGUGGGAGUGUUGUAUUGCUUCGCCAAUGGAGAGGUACAAGCUGAGCUGAAGAAGCGUUGGCAGAUUUUCUUGUUCAACAACAACUUCCAGUUCAGGAGCUGUUUUCAAGGUGCACCACUCAAGCACCUUUGGAAGUGCACCAAAAUGCACCGGCCAGAGUGUCAACAAAGUGAUGAAGGAGCAAGUUCAAGUUCCACCGUCCACCCACACCUGCUCCAGGUGGCUCUGCAAGUGAGCGGUGGAACCCGUGGACAAAGAGAGAAUCAACGUCAGAUGGUGAAAGGACAUGACGCCACAGGUCUUGACUUUCUGACCAGGAAGAGUCUGUCCAGUAGUGACGGGGAAAUGACGCUAGGGGAGACCAUGGAGGAGAUUCUGGAGGAGAGCCAGUUUUGAAUGCACUUGGAUGGAAAGACACUACUCUAAAGUAUUUUGUCGAAAUAGUAGCUGCUACACAUGAACAUCACACCGUUAUGCCCUUCAUCAAUCCAUCACAUAUGUAAACCAGUAUGCACACUGCUUUUGUUGAUCUCCUUGUGGCUUCAAAUGCUCCUAUGAAUACAAUGUAUUUGUUGUUCUCCAUGUGAAUAUUGAAAUAUUGAGCAAUUAAAAGCGUACUGACCUUA